Staurois parvus is the source of this 340-nucleotide messenger RNA. Lineage: Eukaryota; Metazoa; Chordata; Amphibia; Anura; Ranidae. The record is from the annotation of a GenBank genome assembly.
GGGCACAGGUGGGUGGCACUGGUGGGCACAGGUGGGUGGCACUGGUGGGCACAGGUGGGUGGCACUUUUGGGCACAGGUGGGUGACACUGCAGAGUGGCACAGGUGGGUGCACUGCUGGGCACAGGUGGGUGCACUGCUGGGCACAGGUGGGUGCACUGCUGGGCACAGGUGGGCGGAACUUGUGGGUGGCACUGCUGGGCACCGAUCAUCAGGGCACUGAUCAUCAGUGGCCCUGACGAUCGGUGCCGAUCCUCGCUCUGACAACUGCCGGUUCUCGGCAGUACUUUCCUCCCGAUCUGACAGCGUGAGGAAAGUGCAGCCGAGAACCGGCACUUGCAU